AUGAGUAAUAUUUACAUUCAAGAGCCAGCUACUCGUGGCAAAGUUGUUUUAGAUACAACUGUUGGUGAUAUUGAAAUUGAACUUUUCUCUAAAGAAUGUCCAUUAGCAUGUCGAAAUUUUGUUCAAUUAUGUAUGGAUGGUUAUUAUGAUGGUACAGUUUUUCAUCGAGUUGUACCAAAUUUU
Messenger RNA from Rotaria sp. Silwood1, 183 nucleotides. The record is from the annotation of a GenBank genome assembly. Lineage: Eukaryota; Metazoa; Rotifera; Eurotatoria; Philodinida; Philodinidae.